AUCUUCUAACCGAUGCGACUCCUGUGCAGCUUCGAAAACGAUUACCGGUACGCAUACCUUGACCGCAACUUCUACCUCUCGCGCGACUGCAAAGGCAAGAAGAUCAGAACCAAGGUAAAGUUCACGACCAAGUCUAGCGAGUACGACCGUGACCAGCUCACCUACAAGGUGACUCGGAAUGCAGUAUUGGUAGUGCAGUACUGCAAGUGCCCGACUUGGGAAGACAACGGAUACUCGAUCGCACGUCCGACGAGGACUGGACGAAAAUUCUCCCAGGAACUUUCGUCUAUACAGCAGAAGCCUCACGUCCAGGACCGAUUCAUCGUUUUGUUUGCCCCUGAUCACAUCCAUCGUUCGGAAAAACCCGGUGUGAUUUUAAGUGACGGCCAAAAUCCGGGAGUGCCCAAAUAUUCAUUGCAGGACCGCGACGAAAUUUACGGACUAGAGAACAGGUUCUGCACUGGUUUGUCCCCACGAGACCUUGACGAUAUUGCCGUUGGAUUGGCUCCAGAUGUCGAUUGGGUCCAGGCAGGUGAAAACCACGAACCCGAAGAACCCGAAACCGAAACCGAAGACGCUCCUGAAGAAGAAGCCCAAGUGAUCGAAGUCGAAGUCAAUGAAUCAAAUCCGGAACAGCGUCAAGUGAUUGUGUAUUUGCCCGAUUCCGACUCUGAAUAG
Molecule: messenger RNA, 678 nt
Organism: Seminavis robusta
Lineage: Eukaryota; Bacillariophyta; Bacillariophyceae; Naviculales; Naviculaceae
Source: the annotation of a GenBank genome assembly